This is a messenger RNA of Uranotaenia lowii, 3398 nucleotides long. RefSeq lists its product as uncharacterized. Bases 114 to 2576 code for a protein of 820 amino acids. Gene Ontology annotation, cellular component: nucleus. The record is from RefSeq and is a predicted model, not a curated record. The transcript is spliced from 4 exons. Gene Ontology annotation, molecular function: zinc ion binding. Lineage: Eukaryota; Metazoa; Arthropoda; Insecta; Diptera; Culicidae.
UUCAGCUUUGCGUUACUCGUGUGCAUUUACGAAUGGAGCGAAAAGUGUUCUUAUAUCAGUAAAUUUGAAAAUCAAAUUCUGAAUUUAUUACAUCAACUAAACGAUUCAAGGCCAUGGAAGUUCCCAAAGAAACAAUCCUAAAGUAUGCCGCCGGCAAUCAAGAGGAUAACUUUUGUCGUCUUUGUUUUAUGAAAUCCUUUAAGCUGCGGAACGUUUUUCCCUUCGGAUGUGAUCCCGAUGGAGAGCUGUACCGGAAAAUACGGGAUUUGGCAUUGAUUCAGCUAGAUUUUGCUACCGAACCCAACUGUUGCGUCUGCUUCCGGUGCAUCACCCGGCUGGAAGAAUUCCGCCAGUUUCAAAACCAAUGCGAUGCUAACAACAAUGCUCUGUUUGAGGCCCUCGGUAAAUCUACCCGUCUCGUUGCACAAGAAAAGCAACCGGAGGAGAAGAAAACCACCGUUCUCAUCAAAACGACACCUGGUUUACUCAAAACACCAAAAGUACUUCUUCAGAAGAUAAACGACAUAGAUCCGUUCAAGGAUUCGGAACCGGUUACUCCAAAAACUCCGACGAAAGCCGAAGAAAAUACUAGAAGAAGUAAACGCCAAUCGGCGUUGCAACAUAAAUUUAUUAAAACCACUCAAGAGCAGUCCGGAGAAAUAGUUGACCGGAGCCACAUCAUCGAACAAAUAAAAAUCGAGCCAGUUUAUGCGGCUUCGUCUGACGAAGAAUCUGAAUUGUUCGCUAACGAGAUUACCAGUUCCAGCGAAAGCGAACCGGAAUUCAAGAGAAAGAGGAAGGUUUUUCGAUCAACCAAAUCAAAAACACCAACCGAUUCUGGGGUGCCCCCGAAGAAGCGAACGAGUCGAUCACGUUUGAAUGUUUCCGCGGAAACCGAUCUCGAUGAAUCUUGUGAGCAAACCGGGAGUUCCACCGAGUACAGACUGUACAAUUGCGGCCAUGGCGGUGUAAAUGUUUCGUUCCGUGGCAAUCGGUACCUCAAAUUUCGUAUGCAUAAGAAAGCAGACGACCAGCCGCGAAUAUACUGGAGAUGCAUCGAAGAGAAUUGCAGAGCACAGGUUUACACCGAAAACGCAAAUUGGGGGACCGUUUACUGGCAAGAGAAAACUAACAAGCAUAACCACUCGACAGAUAUUGACGUAGACGGAAUGGUAGAUGCCUUGGUAAACAGCCAAGAUCAAGAUGGUUUGCAGAAUGCCGAGGAUGAAAAGUUGGAGGUGUUGGCUAGUGGCAAAAAAUAUUACAAAUAUUCGAUUCUUAAAUUGCCCAAUGGCGAUGAUAUUUUUGUUUACGGUGGUCACCGACAUCUCCUACUCACGGAAAAGGCCAAUGGAAUGAAACUAUACGGAUGUACUGUCAAAACGUGUAGAGCAGUGAUCUAUUACAGGAAUGUAAAUGAUUGGAAUAUCUACAGUGGGUCAGGCAACAUGGCCAAAGAACCGGUUACAUAUAGGAAAUGCCACAAAAUUAUGUCUUUCGAAAAUCACUAUUAUUACUACAGUGGAAAUAGAUUUAAAUAUCAAAAGGCUGCCUUGCAAUGGUACUGUUACCUGAGAAAAUCGCACAAAUGCAAGGCUUCAAUCACCACAACGGAACAGGAAGUCGUACUGAGUAAUAACAACCAAAUGCGGAAAAGGCCACAUAACCAUUCAAAGGAUGCGUACAAUUUGGAUGAAAUGCAAAAUAUCAUUAUAGGUCAGGAGGCAAUUCCCCCAAUCGAAUCGAGCGAAUAUCACGUGGCAAAGAACGUGUACGGUUUCGAUUUUAUCAUUUUUGAAGGGCUCCGCUACACCAUAGCGAGUAGUAGGACCAACGGAAUUAAGUUUUGUCGUUGCGUAGAGGCGGUUGAAUGUAAAUCAACUAUUUUUCUGCACCCUAACGGUGUCAUCGUUAAGUAUAUGUCCGAUAACGACCAUUCCCAUCAGCUUCCAACAGAGCCACUUGACAUUGGUGCAUCGGACUAUGUCCUCCAAACACCAGCCGAGGAACGUAUCGGAAAAAUGUUCUGGUGGCACAACGGUUUCAAAUACCGCCGACAAUAUGGAAGUGAUGAUAACAGAGUUCGCUACCGUUGUGUUGAGCGUUUUGAAGGCUGUACGGCUUCCUUCACGUCCGACGCUUUCGGCAACCUGUUACGGGACAAUACGACAAUCCACAACCACCGCCAGCCCCACGACGAUAAAGAACGGUUGCGAGCUCAGUUCGAAUCAGAAGGCACCGCCGACUAUCAGUUAGAGAAGUGCCCGGUUGAUGGUUGGGAUGUAAUAACAUACGGCGAAGGUCGCUACUGUCACUUCUAUAACCAUCGGGAUGGAUGGCGCGUUUGGCGUUGCUUCGCCGGUCCCAGUUGUCGCUCUACUCUGUUCCAGGACCCAGCCGACGGGCGGGUAUUCAAUCCAGAAGAGUUUCUACACCAUCACGACGACAUACGGUCGGGCACUAGAAGAGCAACGAGGAAAAAAGAAAAAGAACGGGCUGCCCAGCGACGGGCUCAGGAGAAAAAUGUUUUCAGCGACUCGGCAGAAAGCGAAGAACUUCAUUACGAUCUAGAAUAAGUUGACGAUCAUGUUGGGCAUCCAUGCUGUUGUUUUAUGAAAUGAUUAUUUUAAGGAUUACCAUUUGUCAUUCACGAAAAAAAACCGUUUUUUCUAAAUUUUAUCUUUAUUCCUUCAUUUAACGUAUAAUGCAUACCACAACAUAAGUGUAAUAAAAUCCGCUUUUCAGAUAAUGGGUACUUUAAUCUACAGCCAAAUGCUCAUGUUGUUGUAAAUAGCUGACGCUCACAUUGGCCUCUUCCGCUAUGCUGGUAUCGUCGAUGAUGCUGGAAUCAUCGACCACUACCCCACUCUUGAUGUCCAUUGAUGUUUCGAGAGCCAUCGAACUCUCACCGGGUUCGACCUUAGACUUAUCCGAUGAUCCUCCGCCGGAUGCGCCAGACGAUCUGACGCCGACCCCGAGCCAUUCCAGCGACUGGGCCAACGGAUGGUCGGCGUGCUUUUUGGUCUUCAAAUGACAAAUUAGAUUUUUCUUGAGCGAAAACUCUCGUCCACAGAUCGGGCAUCGGAAUGCCGGACCCUGUUCGUGUUCCAGGACGUGCACUUUUAGGCGCUGCCGAUCAUUGAAAACUUCACCGCACUUGCUGCAACGGUAUUCCUCCGGGAAGUGCUUUUUGCGCAGAUGGCCCCCGAUGGCCGUGGUGAUACAGUUGCAGAUCAGACACUUGUACUUUUUCAGUGCCCCCGGUGUCGGGACUUCAUCUGGAGGUGCAUCGACGUAGAACUGGGUCCAGCGGCCGGGCGACUGAUAGUUUUCGUUUUUCUCGUGACGCUUCUCGUGCCAGCGCAGUGAGUUUAUGGAUGUGUACCUGUGGAGAAGAU